UAGCGCCACGCGGACAGUCGCGGCACUAGGUCUGUGUCCGCUCCGCCGGCCGCGCGGAGCUCCACCUGACACACAAACAUGGUGACAGUGAACAUGGACGAAACAGCACAACCUGCUAAGGUAGCACAGAAGAGUCUCAAGUGGCCGCAGUAUGUCUCGUCGUUGAUAGGCGCGCUGCCCGUCUUCAGCGCGGGCACCAUCGAGGGCUGGACCUCUCCCGGGGUCGCGCACCUGCAGCGGCCCCCCGACGGCAUCUCCCCGGAGGACGCCUCGGUGGUCGUGUCGCUCGCCACGCUCGGGUCGCUGCUGGUCGCGCUGCCCGCCGGCUACCUCGCCGAUGCCGUCGGCCGCAAGCGGGUGCUGCUGCUCAUGGUGCUGCCGCACGUGCUGGCCUGGGUCAUCAUCAUCUUCGCCAACACCGACGUUCUCCUACUGUGCUUGGCCCGUUUCAUCUCUGGAGUCGCAUAUGGGGGUUCCCAAGUAGUAGUGCCCCUGUACAACGAGGAGAUAUCAGAUGUGGGCAUUCGCGGCAAGCUGGGCUGCUUCUUCGACUUCAUGAUGAGCGCCGGCAUCCUGUACUGCUACUUCAUCAGCCUGGUGCUCGACUACUUCUGGAUGACCGCCGCCUGCGCAGUGGUGCCCCUCGUGUUCUUCGUGUUCUUCGUGUGGUUCCCGGAGUCGCCGGUCUUCCUUCUGCAGAAGGGACGCGAAGACGAGGCCCGCGAGUCCCUGCGGUUCUUCCGCGGGGCGAAGCACCUCACCAGCUACGACGAGGCCCCGGAGAUACAGAGCAUCAAGAACUACAUCGCGAGCGAGUCCAAGAGCUCGUCCGAGCACACGUGGAGGACGAGCCUGAAGCUUGUCUGGGAGUGCCUCUUCAGCGGCGGGCGGGCGUCCACCCUCGCCAAGGCGAUGAGGAUCACGAUAUGCUUCGGGACCUUGGUCCCUCUGACAGGCAUCAACCCGAUGCUGUUCUAUUCCGUCGAGAUAUUCCAAAGGGGGAGAAGCACCAUCUCUGCGGAUGUGUGCAACUUGAUAACCGGAGUCCUCAAGAUCAUUUGUUCCUUGAUAACCAUCUUCCUUGUGGACAGGGUAGGCAGGAGGUUGCUUCUCUUCGUGUCCGCUGGUGGGAUGAUUCUGUCGAUGCUAGCCCUAUCGCUACACUUCCUGCUUUUGAACUACAACGAGUAUAUUUCGCACUUUGGGUGGAUGCCCUGUGCUGCAGUUACCGCUUUUGUUUCCUCUUACUCUUUGGGCUUUGGACCGCUCCCGUGGCUCAUACUGGCAGAGAUAAUACCCACAGGUGUGAAAGAGUUGAUGGGGGUGGGUUUUGGUAUCAACUACAUUCUGCAUUUCGUUAUUACUAUGGUGUUCAUAGAGUUGUUAGGCACAGUUGGUGAAGUAGCGACUUUUAGUUUCUUCUGUGUGAUGAGUGUCAUAGCGAUAUUAUUCGUGAAAUAUUUUGUUCCUGAAACUAAAAAUAAAGCACGCGAAGUUAUUCACUCGAAUCUUUGAUGAAACCAUCAAAGUCGAGCGAAGUUAAACUAUAGUAUUAUCAGCUUACUUAAUCUGAACAAUGAAUACAUUUGGACAUUUUUAACCAAGUAUCAAGUUUACUGAUCAGAAUUAGUUGCAUACUGUUAAAAAUAUAUAAUUUAGCCAUGAUUGAUACAAACGAAGUAAUAAAUGGAAUGUUCAGAGCACAGCCAUACAAAAUAUAUGUUAACUUUGAGCUAAAUGUUUCACUUAAUUACUGAAUUGGCUUGAUCUUGUUGUGCUCUAAACUCUCCUAAUAUGUGAUACUAUAAUACCUAGUAAAAAAGAAGUUUAUUUAGUUCCUAGUAAUAUAAGCUAUGUUGUAACAAACUAAAGGAGUAUAAUGUAAGUAGUCAUAAAAUAAUUAUAAUACCAAAUAAUUGGACAAUAUUAUAAAGUAUUUCCCAUGUGAAUGAAGCCAAAAAAGUCAAAGUGUAGUUUAUUUUUAUUUCAGGUUGUAUUAAGAGGAAAAGAUUGAAACUUUUUUAAUAUAUCAAUUUUUACAAUUAUGUUGACGUCGACCCAAGUGUCUCCUCGGCUCCGUCAGGCCGUUAUGCCUCGUCAACGUCCUCCCUUGCGAUACGAGUGCACCAUCUGUUAAGUGCGACGGCCAGGGACGCACCCGCGUGCGCCCUAGCAUGCCAGUGAGCAUCUUUGUGUGUGUAAAAAAGUAUGGUUUUUAUGUGUUUUUAAACGAUCACGGGCCUCAAUAAUUGUAUAUAUUUUGUAAUCAUAACUAAUUAACUGAUGUGUAAAUUCGCUUUUUGAUUAACGUCUCGCUAAGUUGUGUAAAUAAUUUUGUAACUUUUCUCAAAUGUUUCGCAGUGCUAGUAAUGUAAUCGCAGCCUGACGUGUCGCGGGGUGGGGCCUCCCCUCCUCCACGGCCCGCGGGCCUCGGCCCGCUGGCGGGCGGGGAAGGGCAGUGGUGUUCAGGGCGCGAUCAGAGACAGACGUGCACGCCGCUCCGCGCUGCUCACGAGACGCGUCUGCUGAGCUUGUGGUCCGACGACAGGGUAACUUCACGGGUUGUCGCGGCAGCUGUGCUGCAUCCGUCGAGUCGCUCGCCCUGUCGAGUUUUACGAGUUUUACGAGUUACAUCACCAGUCGAACGUCCUAGAACGCGUAAGCGCAGUUACGAACCGCCAAACCUUCGCCGUCAGUACGAGACUUUUACGUAACGGACCGCGCACGUGUUGCGCAUCUUUGUGGAGCAACCUUAAUCGGGGACAUUGUUACGUGGGAAAAUUUCCAGUUUGUGUCGGGACGUGUUAACGGACGGGACGGUCUUCCGGGAGUCUGGGUCGUCGCGGGAAGGGAGCUCGUUCCGCGACGGGUCCGCCAGGCUGCGGCAGGCUCUCAAAACGAAAAUAAAAGGGGCUCGUGGAACUGUUAA
Molecule: messenger RNA, 2929 nt
Organism: Bacillus rossius redtenbacheri
Lineage: Eukaryota; Metazoa; Arthropoda; Insecta; Phasmatodea; Bacillidae
Product: facilitated trehalose transporter Tret1-like
Exons: 4
Coding region: 79-1515 (478 amino acids)
Biological process (GO): transmembrane transport
Cellular component (GO): membrane
Molecular function (GO): transmembrane transporter activity
Source: RefSeq, a predicted model, not a curated record